Messenger RNA from Bacidia gigantensis, 1776 nucleotides. RefSeq lists its product as uncharacterized. Gene Ontology annotation, biological process: base-excision repair, AP site formation. Gene Ontology annotation, molecular function: mismatch base pair DNA N-glycosylase activity. The record is from RefSeq and is a predicted model, not a curated record. Bases 1 to 1776 code for a protein of 591 amino acids. NCBI's taxonomy places the organism in Eukaryota, Fungi, Ascomycota, Lecanoromycetes, Lecanorales, Ramalinaceae. The transcript has 3 exons.
AUGUCAAGCAAGACGGGAUUGAAGGGUGAUCCUAUCUUCGACGCUUUCUACGCCUCUCAAGUCCAAUUCCAGAACGAUACCAUAAUCGUACAAAAUAUUACUCAACGUGCUGGUGCUGCUCUUCUGGAUCGGAUUGGCCCUGCAAUCGUUAUCACUCAUUCCCAAGCAGGGCCGCUCGGCUUCCUGAUAGCAGACACCCGGCCGGCAUCAGUGAGGGCACUCAUCAGUCUCGAGCCGCAAGGCCCACCGUUCGAAGAUCGCAUUCUCAGAAAUAGCACUGCUAUUGCACGUCCAUAUGGCCUCACCAACAUUCCGAUUGAGUAUGAUCCACCGGUUGUGGAUCCUGCUACGGCCUUGCCGUACAUGACAUUGCCUCCUCCUGGACCUGGUCUAAGCGACUGUAUCCUACAAGCGUCCCCAGCAAGACGAUUGGUCAAUUUGGCCAAAAUUCCACAUCUAGUGGUCACGUCGCAGGCGAGCUACCAUGCUGCAUAUGAUUAUUGCACAGUACGGUAUCUUCAACAAGGUGGCGUAAUUGUGGAUUUUUUGGACCUUCCACAUGCUGAAAUCCAUGGCAAUGCACAUUUUGUCUUCUUGGAGAGAAACAACCUCGAGAUUGCAGCUAAAGUAGAGGAGUGGAUAAGGAAAAAUGUCACUAAUCCUUGCGAGGCAUCGCCCCUCAUUUUCAACCAUGAAUGCGAACCCUCUUCGAUACUAAACAAAAGCCUUUCGCAAAUUGCAUCAGUCGCAACACCUGGAAUGGCCUCACGAAAGAAAGCCGCGAAGCCGAAACUCAAUCCCUCGAGUUCAGGAAGCCUGGAUUCUUAUAUCAGCCCUAAAAAGUCUGUAGGUCAACCGGACGCGUCAGAGAGCGGACUUGAUGAUCCACAUUCAAUUGUUGCGGGGCCAGAGUCAACUGCAUCGACUCCAGCUUCCUCACAGCCAUUGAAACGCAAACGCGCCGACAAAGAUAUGCCAAACCCGAAAUGCCUCGUCCGCAAGAACACCAACGAAGACAAAGGGCGCCGAGCGAAAGGCUAUGCCCCACCCAGCACCUAUGACCAUCUACCUCCUCUCACAGAUACUCUAAUUCCCAACCUCUUGUGUGUCACGGUAGGCCUUAAUCCAGGCAUCCAAACCGCCACCAAGGGCCACCCUUACGCGCAUCCUUCAAAUCUUUACUGGUACCUCCUUCACACGUCUGGAUUGAGUCCCGACCGCCGCCUUGCUCCUUCUGAGUACGUAAUUUUACCAGAGAAGUACUCCAUAGGUAACACCAAUAUCGUAUCAAGAGCCACGAGGGAUGGGUCGGAGUUGAGCAAAGAAGAGAUGGUGGUCGGAGCGGGCGAGCUAGACGAGAAGAUUCGGAAAUGGAAGCCAGAGGUGGUGUGUCUCGUUGGCAAGAGUAUUUGGGAAGCGGUAUGGAAGUGGAGACACGGGAAGGCAAUGAAGAAGCAGGAGUUCAAAUAUGGAUUUCAGGAUAAAGGAGAGAACAUGGGGAGACGGCCCAAGAAGAAGAGCAAUAAUUUCUUCGAAAAGCCGAAGCGAGGAGCAGAUAAGAAAGAAGAUGAUGCCGAUGAUGAGGACUUAUGGGACGGGGCAAAGGUGUUUGUGGCGACGAGCACGAGCGGGCUGGCUGCUAGUCUGAGUAAGAAGGAGAAGGAGGAGAUCUGGGCGGAAUUGGGAUCGUGGGUGCAGAGGAGGCGGGAGGAGAGGAGAGUAACAGGGGAUAAAGGUAUGGCUGUUGACAGCGUGGGAGAUAAUGAUGCGGCGUAG